Plodia interpunctella (Indianmeal moth) is the source of this 5619-nucleotide messenger RNA. RefSeq names its product MATH and LRR domain-containing protein PFE0570w-like. The transcript is spliced from 12 exons. The record is from RefSeq and is a predicted model, not a curated record. The coding region runs from base 123 to 5141 and encodes 1672 amino acids. Lineage: Eukaryota; Metazoa; Arthropoda; Insecta; Lepidoptera; Pyralidae.
UGCUCUAUGGUAACCGCGUCCAACAGCUGUUUGAAGGAAGUGUCGCUCACGAAAUAAGAUUUUGAAAAUCGUCCACACACACGUGUUCACUAUUGAAGUGAUUUUUCAGGUUUUAACAAAUAAUGGAAGAAGACGUCGGCGCUAAAGCACCAGUGACUCGGUUGAGACACAGACUUUCAGUGGAGGCUGAAGAAGUGAAGUCACCUUCGGCACCCUCCACACCUAGCAAGAAAAGAGGGGGGAGACUUGCCGCAAAACCACAGCUGGAGUUGAUUGAUGAAAAUUCAUCUGAAAAUACACCAAGGAAACAAACUAGGAAGACUGCCGUCAAGGAAGUCAUAGAAGCGAAUGAAGAAAAAGUUUUAACUCCAUCCAGGCGUAGUACAAGAAUAAAGUCAAACACUAGCAUCAUCUCAGAAACACCCCAGAGCUUUGAUUCACCCAGGGCAAAACGAGCAGCUAGAAGAAAUUCUCAGAUUGGGAGUGAUAAUGAAGCACCUGUCACACCGGCAAGACAAAGUAGAAGGACAAGGAAGGAUUCCUCGACUAGUGUUGAUAAACAAGAAACUCCUGCAAAAAAUUCGGCACCUACUGUGGCCGAUCCCAUAGUUGAAGAAGUAGAAACUGACAGUAAAAAUUCAAGUACUGUUAAAACAAGUGAAAAGUCAGAAAUCACUCCCAAACGGAAGAGCCCUAGGUUACUGAAGAAAGAAAAACUGGGUGAUACUAUUGAAAAUGAAGAAAUACUGAAAGAAAAUGAUGUAAUUAAUACCAACAAAACAAAUGACAAAAAAAUAUCUGAUGAGAGUUUCCAGUUACUAAAUAAUUUGAAUGAACAGCCAGUAUAUAAGGCACAUUUGAACAAUAGUGCCUCAUCACUUGAUUUUAAAAAGACCACAAGAAAUAGGACCAAAACAUGGUCUACUUCUGAGAAUUUGCCAAUUGUAAAUUAUGAUAUAAAUAAAAAAAAUAAGAUGGUAAUUAAAGUAAAAGGGAAUGAUGAAAGCAUCAUUAAAAAACCUGAAAGUAACAAUAAUAUUUUAGAGGCAGAUAGUAGCACUAUUAAAACCGAUAAUGUUAUUGAAAAAAUUGACAAAAAUGUAUCUGUAAACAAAAAAACUGGUCUUUAUAUUGACAAUAAUUCUUCAAAUAUUUUAAAUGAGACAUCUAAUUCAGAAUUAUCACUUUCCAACAAAAUAAACAACGUAGAAAAUACGGACUUAAAUGAAACUCAAAAAAUAUUAAAAAAGGAUCCUGUAACAGCUGUACAAUCAUUCAUAUAUUAUGAUGAUUCCGAUUCAGAUAAAGGAAAGCCUAUUGUUAGCCAUAGGCAAAUUGAAAGUGAAGAUCAAUGUGUCCCUGUUGUGCCUGAAAUAAAUCCGAAAUCAAUUUUUAAUCAAAAUGAAAAUGAUAGGGUAUCUAAUGAUACCUGUGAACCUAUGGACAUAGAUGAAACUAUACCCAGCAAUGUAUCUUUGAUAAAUAGCUCUGACAGUAAACAGGUAAAGGAUUCAUUAGAUAAAUCACUAGAGAUAAAGUUGACUCCAAUAGAAUACACAUUUCAAAGUCCCAAUAAGUCGAAACAAGGAUCUACUUCAUUAUCAAUAUCACAAAACAAUGAAAAAACUAGUAAUGAAAACAAAAGCACCCUCAUAUUAUCUCAACUGAAAGAUGUAUCAACAACUGAUCAUAGUUUGGCUAAGUCACCUAAAACUACAGUAGAAUUUUUGUCAAACUCUGUUAAUGACAUGAAUAAAGAAAAAUAUGUUGCUAAAAAGGAUGACUACUUGACGAGCACACCGCUUCAACAGAAAAACUUGAAAAAAAUGGCCAUACAAAUCAAUACAUCAGUUAUUAAUAAUUCCAAUAACGGAAGUACAAAUUCUUCCUUAAUUAAGAAAUCUAAGAUAAAUGACUCCAAACAGUCUAACAAGUCUGGUGACGAUACAUCUUCUGAAGAAUCUGAAUCUGAACAUGAAUCUAAAGAAAAAAGUGAUUUUCUAGAUGAUGAAGCUGAAGAAGCAUGUGACGAUUAUGAAUCGGGGGAUAGUCAAAACGAAGAAGAAAGGCAAUACGAGAAAGAAAAUGAAAUAGUAGAAAAGGGUGAAACCUUGGAUUCUAGUGACGGUGUCUCUAAUGAUACAGAUUAUGAAAAAGAUUCCUUUGUGGUCAGUUCAGAUGAAGAAGACAACGACCUUCUCAGUGGUUCAGGUGAUGAUCUUACUAUGAGCGACAAUGAAUUAACUCAAAGCAAAAAAUCUAAGAAAAAGUUUGAUGAAAGAAAAGUGAAAGAGCAAAAGAAAGCCUCUCGAGAAAUGUUUGUAGCUCGCCAUAACAUUUCUAAUAAUAGUACAAAAUCUGAUGUCACCAAAGGAAAGAAAAAUAGACGACAACGAUUGAACUCUUCUACUUUAGAAUCAGAAGAAGAAAUUGUAGUGAAAUCUAAAAAGAGCAGAAGAAUGAAAUUAGAUUCUAGUCAAGAUAGCAGUACAGAGGAGAUGGAAACGAAUGCUGAAGUAGCUGAAGGUAAUACUAGCAUUACUGAGGAAAGUGAAAUAACACCUGUUGGCAAUGAAAGUUACAUGAAUAAAGAAGAUCCCUUGUCAACAAAUGUUAAAUCAGAGCCACAGACCCCAUUGAAAGAUAUGAACAUGAGUACUAUUCCCAUCCAUGACGACAUUGAAGAAAUUCGUCUGGACCAAAACAUGUCAAUAAUGGAAACGAAUGAAACCUCUGAUCCUUUGCAAGACGAAAGUGACGCUUCUUCUAUCAGUGAAAAUAUGGAAAUUACAUCAAAUUAUGAUUCUGUAUUGAAAGAGUUGAAUAAUAUGAAGGAAAAAAAGAUAAAAACUUUAGAUAUGUCUUUGAAUUUGAACAAAAAGACAAAACAAAGUGCUAAUCCUCCAAUUGUAGAUAACUUAAAUCUAACAAACACUAAAAAGUCAAAGACAACAAAGUGUGACUCAAGAGCCAAAACUACUAAUCAAGCUAAAGACACAGAAAAGAAUGCUGACUUUGAAGAAUCUUCUUCUGAUUCGAUUGAUCUACAGCUGUUGUUCUCUGAAGACAGUAGCGACGGUGUGAAGAAUGAUCAAAGUAAGACAAAACAGGAAACAGAAAAUUUCAUCCCACUUAAGAGAACUGAAGGAAAAACCAACAUUUUUGAAGGUAACACUGAGGAUAGUAAAGACCAAAACCAGGUUGUAGGCCCCCUUAUGAAUCAAUCUAACUCAGAAUCUUUAAAUAUCAGUUUGAAGAAGAAAAAGAAAAAUAGUAGUUCUCUUACUGAUAAUAUUACAAGUGAAAAAUCGAAAAUUUCUUUGAAUACCAAUGGUGAAGUAUCUAUGAAUUCUGUAUUGCAAAUCUCCAAGAAGAAGAAAAAUAAAAAUAGCAUAUAUAAUAUGGAUUGCUUGAAUGAUGAGACAAAUAAUAGUGAUGUGCAAGAACAGCUAAAUGAGAAGGAAUCUAAUCAAAACACAUCUUUGAACACCAAUGAUAAGAAAAAAAAGAAAAACAGUUUGUCUUUGACUGAGAAAACAAAUCAAAGUAAUCAAGGUGAAACAGUUAUACAAACUGAAACCGUAUUUGAUGCAUCUAAUGUUCAAAAUAAUUGUUCUAAGAAAAAUAAACAUAGUAUAUCAUUAGGUGCUGAGACUGAGAAUGAAAAUAAUGAAAUAAAUCAAAACUUAUCCAUAAAUAACUCGUUGGACACGAGUUCGAAGAAAAAGAAGAAAAAACACAGCAUAUCUGAAGAUACUAUGAAGAAUCAAGAUCAGGAAGUAAUGAAUAUACCCUUGGAUAAAAACUAUCACGAUAAUUCUAUGAAUAGUACAUUAAAUACAAGUACCAAGAAGAAAAAGAAAACCAGUAUAUCUAUCAGUGAAGAUAAAACAGAUAAAAAUACUGAUACAAGUAGUACACUGAAUAAUAGUUCUAAGAAAAAGAAGAAAAAUAGUAUUUCAAUUAGAGAUGAUGAAAUUGAUUUUGGAAAUAAAUCAAUUGAAGUUAUUAAUAUCGAAGGUAACUCCAGUACAUCUACUGAUCUAAAUGAAGUUCUAACUGAGAGUUCAAAAAAAAAGAAAAAACAUAAUUCUUCACUUGUUUCUGGUUUCAAUUUGACAGCAUUAGAAGAUAUAGAAGAUGUUUAUGAUUCUUCUAAAACUUCCGCAAAGAAAAAGAAGAACAAAGCAGCUGCCUUGAAGACUACUGAUAAAGUUUCUCAAGAUGAUAGUGAUGCUCCUGAAGAAAUUCCUUACACAAGUCACAAAAAUUCAUCAGCUGGUGAUCUUUCAGGACACAUAUUCAUAGACACCGAAGGCAACCAAGAAUGGAAUACAUUGAUCUCUGGUGGCAGCUCAAAGAAGGACAAGAAAAAGAAAAGUGUUCAAGACACUGAACUUGAAAUUAAUGAUUACACCUCACUGGAAAAUAAUAGCGCAGAAACAACUACAUCGAAAAAGCGGAAAAGAAAAUCCUCUGCUACUUCUCAAGAAACAAUUACAGUUGAUCCUGACUCAAUCAAUGAACCGUCGAAUCGGGAAAAUAAAAGAAAGAAGCAAAAAAUAAGUCAAUCUGAAGACACUCAUGUCAGUCCUGUUGAAAUAAAAGAUGUAAAGAAAAAGAACAAGAAACGGAAAGAACGAGAUGAAGAUGACGAAAAUAAAUCAGCUAAGGUAUUUAAACAAAAUUCUGCCGAUAAAAUUAAUGUGCCACGUCUUCCUGCAACAAUUCUUAAUCUGUUGGAAGAUAAGCCAAAGAAGAACAUUCUCGAAUUAAAAAAAGCAAAAGUAGUUUCGACAAGUCAAUUCGUUGUAGAAGAGGCGAAGAAGAGAAAAAAUAAACCUUCCAACUAUCUUGAAGAAAGUGUAUACCUGAAUGAUUCUGUUGAAGGAAAAAAACAGAAAGGAUUCAUUAGAAAAAUUCCUAAAGUUUUGCCUUUUGUACCCACUGCUACCAUAUCUGGGAGUGGUUUUACUACAAAGUUCCAGGUCAACAUAUUGCAAAAAGAAACAAAAUUUGUAGCACAAACAAGCAAUUUGACUGGUUUCAAAAAUGACUAUUUAGGUGGUAAGAAAAUUAAAAAAGUAGGCACAUAUGAGUUGUACAAAUCUCAGAGAAACAGGAAGUUGUCUAAAUUCUAGAUUAUCCGUUUGAAUAGUAUUGUUGCCAUUUAGGAUAAGAUUUUUUUUUAUUCCGCCUUAUUAGUAUACUGUUCAAGGAUGUUACUAUUUUUUCUUGUUAUUUGGUAGAUUACUAAUAAUGUAUAUCACACAGAAUCCAUGAUGCAUCUAUCACCCUGUAAGCUAAUCAGCGGGCCUGAAUAGUUGACUCAUUUAUUCCGUUGGCUCAGUGACGGCAAAGUGGAUCUGCCUCGCAUAUAAUUUUGUCAAUAAAUUUCUUUAAAUUAUGUAUAUACCACUUCUGCGAAAUUGGUGGACAAUUAUUAUUAGUGUUUUACUUUUCUUGUUAUUUUCUAAUUUUCGAUUGAACUUAUUAAUUAUUCAAUAUAAGCAUUGUUAUUAUUUCAGUUCGAAAAGUCACUCACUCUACGUUGUUGACCAAGGCUUUGUAAAACAUUUUAGGUAACUACUAUGUUAUAAUACCAUCAAAUUUUAUUUU